Molecule: messenger RNA, 2771 nt
Organism: Perca fluviatilis (European perch)
Lineage: Eukaryota; Metazoa; Chordata; Actinopteri; Perciformes; Percidae
Product: bone morphogenetic protein 10-like
Exons: 2
Coding region: 199-1593 (464 amino acids)
Biological process (GO): SMAD protein signal transduction; BMP signaling pathway
Cellular component (GO): extracellular region
Molecular function (GO): growth factor activity; cytokine activity
Source: RefSeq, a predicted model, not a curated record
UGCCCUCAGAACCAAACCUCGAGAUCAACAAGGGCAAAGCUGUUUUCUCUUUGCCCCAACAGGAAUCUGUUUUCCUUUAACGAAGAAGAGUCCUUCCUCGAAAGGUUAAACCGUUUGCAGGUAUUCUCUACAAAGGAUCCCUUGCAUCUUCUCAUCUGACACUCAAUCUUUGGAUUUAAACCUUACUUACACUCAACCAUGACCGUUUCAGUCUUCUCCAACCUUGGGUUUAUCCGCUCUCUGACUGUCCUACUUCUGAUGUUGACUGGUUUGAGCUUGAGCAGUCCCAUCAGGUCUCCUGAGAACCAUCACAGGGUGUCAGUCGGUAGAGAUGUGGAUGAUAAUGAGCUCCUUGAUGCACAGGACUUUUUGAGCCAGUUUCUGUCCACAAUGAACCUCACAGAGCUGAGGCCCCAGCCCAGGCCCCUCACUGCCCGCAAGGAGCCACCAGAGUACAUGCUGGAGCUGUACAACAGAUUUGCCAAUGACCGGGCUGCUAUGCCCUCAGCCAACAUUGUGCGCAGUUUCAAGAAUGAAGAUUCCUCCCCCUACAGUAUAACGGCCAGGGGUGUAAGGAUACAUCCUCUGCUAUUCAACAUCUCAAUGCGCCACCAUGAGCACAUAACAAGAGCUGAGCUUCGUAUUUUCACCCUGUUCCAGAAGGCUCGAAGACCAUAUGCUGGCAUUGACUGCAAGGUGACCAUCUACAAAAUACAUGAGCGAGUUGUUCGGACAAAAGAGGUGGGGAAAGAAGGGAGAAGGAGGGAUAAAGGGGAGGUGGUGGAGAUGAAGGAUUUGGAGGAACUGGUGACAAAGCAUUUCCAUGUCAAAGAUAACAGCUGGGUGUCGUUUGACCUGACUCAUGUGGUUGCACUCUGGCGGAAAUCAGGGUGUGCAACUCACAAACUGGAGGUCCAUAUCGCAAGUCUGGGGUCAGAAGAGGAAGGGGCCACACAGGAGGUCACAGAGCAGGGCGAGAGGUUGGUUGAGAUUGAUAUCGAAAGGAGCUUGGAGGGAAAACACAAUGCGGUGAUGAUUAUAUUCUCAGAUGAUCAGAGCAGAGACCACAAACAGGAUAAACAAGAGCUCAACCAGAUGAUUGAACAUGAGAAUGACCUUCCUGAAAAUGUGGGCCGGAGCCAACAACCUUUCUGGGGUCACGCUAAUCACAACGCUGGCCACGCUAACCAGGAUGAGCUGGACAAACAGUCUCUCAUGCAACUGCAGUCCAACCUUAUCUAUAACACACCUCCCCGAAUCCGUCGCAAUGUUAAGAGCGAGCCAUGCAAGAGGACCCCUCUCUUUGUGGAUUUUAAAGACAUUGGCUGGGACACGUGGAUCAUCCAACCUGUGGGCUAUGAGGCGUAUGAGUGCAACGGUGUGUGCAACACACCCAUGACAUCCGAGGUCUCGCCUACCAAACAUGCCAUAGUGCAGACACUGCUGAGUGUUAAGAGUCCAGAGAGAGUAUCGCGUGCCUGCUGUGUUCCCACUAAGUUGGAGCCGACCGCGCUGCUUUAUCAUGAUAACGGGGUGAUCACUUACAACCACAAGUAUGAGGGAAUGGUGGUGGCAGAGUGUGGCUGUAGAUAGUUUUGAAAACUAUUACACAGAGAUAGAAACUAUGUGCUGAUGUUUCAAUCAUCAUCUCAGAAAAUCUUCUCAUGAGCUUGUUUCCACAGAAUCUAGGAUCUCAUAUAGUGGUGUGUAAAGACACAAGUCUAGAUUUAUAGUUGUAAAUUAGGGAAUUCUGUGCUACAUGAUGUAAAUUUGAAGUUGUAUAAAGGUAAAUCAGUAAUUAUUAUUAAGUGUAGAAUAUGAAGCUGUCUGUCUCAUGAUUUAUUAUGAUUAUUUUUUAUUUUACAAUGCUUUGGAUAAGUUCCGCAGUUAAUUACAAAUUACAGGCCAUAUUCUUGCAAACGUCCCAUUCGACACAGUGACGGAGAAGAUGACAAAAGAAAGAAAGUUCUGAUGAUAAAUGUGAGGUGAGGCAAAAGGUUUAAUACUGCAGCACUGAAAUCAGUUACAAUGACAACCUUUUUCAAUAUUUUGGAAAUAUGUGUGUGAGAUCUAAGUGCACCUAAGCACAAAAGAUGUACUGUGAGUGCAAAGUUUGCACUCUGGGUUAUUUUAGUGCUGGAACAGAAUAUACUCAAUAGACAGAAUGUUCCACUCGCUGUCUUAUUGCAACAUCUAAAUGUAUUAUCGCUGACUUUUUAUCACAGACCUUGUUCAAAAUUUCUUUUAUCCAUGUACAUUUUGUUCUGGCAGAAAUUAUUCCUCAUGCAGAAGUUGAGAAGCUCCAGCUUUUUCAAACUAAAUUGAAAAAAUAUACAUUUUAGGAUAGCCACCAGAUAACAAGAUAUGAUAAUUUGCACUACUUAUAGGAUGCUGUAUGUUUUUUUUUUAAAUAUGAAAAGUCUCUUAAAUAAUACAUGCUGCAGAUUUGUAAAUGGUAUAAUUUGUUUCUGUGCUCUGUGCAUGUUGGAGCCGCUGAAAUGAUUUAAAGAAUGUGACAUUUUUCCUUUUAUUUGCUUGCCAAAUUUGCAGAAAAUAUAUUUUCUCUGGCUUUAACCAUGAGAGGAUUUUCACGGGGUCUUGAAGCUCUCCUGGGCUUCUUGUCUAGAAAAUGAACAGUUUCUCUUACUUAACAUUGCUGUCAACGGCUGUGAAAUCUUUCCUCACAUCCCAGCCAUUCAUAUCCUGCUUUUGGUUGUCACACCAAUAAUAAUGUAAUUAUGGUUGUAAAAAAUAAAAGAUCUGAAAAUAAA